UUACAAUAGAGAGGUAUAUGUGUGUCAUUCGUAGACGGACAUAAUCUGACGAUUAUUGCACUUUCCACGCCGACGCCGCCGUCUAUUCCAAGACUAUCCGCCUAAACGACCGCGCUGAAUAUUUUAUUUUUCAUAUUUAUUUUUUCAUUUUAUACGACGUCGCUGUUAUAAUACAAAAUACUAUUAAUAUCGUUACUAUAUUUCGAUAUCUCCGCGCAUCAUCUCACAGUCGACUAUUCUGCCACGAGUUAUAUAUUAUAAUAUUAUCACGGUUGUUAUCGUCAUGGCUGGAAAUUGGAGACAUAAUCGAUUACAUCUAUAGCAUCAUACAAUAAUUAUUAUUACUAUGUAGUGUAUCGCGUGUCCGUGUGUAUGUAGCGGGCGCGCUUUUUGUGUGUAUGCGUGCGUGAAAUAAAGAUUUUUAAUAAUUGGAAGUUAUUUAAGCUGUUCGAUUUGACAUCAAUUCGAUGACGACGACGCCCGCCGUGGCCGCUAUGAUGGUGGUGGCGUUGGGUUGCGCGGCGGCGUUCGAAUACGCUCCCGACCUGGCAGGCCAGUACUGUUCGACCAGGCCAAGAGGUUGUUGCAAAGGCCGACAGGACGACUGUACCGUACCUAUUCUGGACACGUUGUGCUACUGCGAUGACUUUUGCAAUCACACCCGGUCCGAAGACUGUUGUCCCGACUUCUUGCCUUUUUGUAAACACAUAAAUGUUCCUUUGCCUCCAGCGCCUAUCAAAAAUUGUUACGCCAAUGGACAGACGUAUAAGUAUGGAGAAACGGUCAAAAUCAAUUGUAACGAAUGCCGAUGUCAAGAAUCCAACGGCAAAACACAGAUGAUGUGCAGCUCCAACGAGUGCCUCGUCGACACGUACAUUUUGGAUACGCUUAGGCACCAAGCGAACCGGUUCGGAUGGUCAGCUGGAAAUUACAGCGAAUUUUGGGGCAGAAGAUACGACGAGGGACUACAAUUGCGGCUUGGUACACUGCAUUCCAAGAGAAAGAUUUUGCAAAUGAAGCCGUUGAAAGCCGCGUUCCAGCGGGGUAAGUUGCGGCGGUCUUACGACGCCCGCGAAGUCUGGGGAAAUUACAUCUCGAGCCCGAUCGACCAGGGCUGGUGCGGCGCGUCCUGGGCCAUAACCACGGUCCAGGUGACCACCGACCGUUUCGGAAUCAUGAGCAAACGCGCGAUCAGCGACGUGUUGUCGCCGCAACACCUGCUGUCGUGCAAUAAUCUCAACCAGCAAGGAUGUCAAGGCGGCCAUUUGACCAGAGCUUGGAAUUGGAUUAGGAAAUUUGGACUGAUCACAGAGGAAUGUUACCCUUGGCAAGGCCGAAUGUCCACGUGCGCGGUGCCGAAAAAGAAGAAAGAGACUAUGGCGCAGUGUCCGAGUCGUGUGAGGUCCAAUAACGACCGUACGACCAAAACUCGACUCCACCGGGUCGGUCCCGUUUACAGGGUGGCCACAGAAGAGGGUAUCAUGCACGAGAUUUUGACCUCAGGACCAGUCCAAGCCGUAAUGAAAGUGUCCAGAGAUUUUUUCAUGUACAAAUCGGGCGUGUACAAAUGUUCGAAUUUGGCGUCCGGAUCGAGAACAGGAUACCACUCAGUGAGGAUCGUUGGUUGGGGUGAAGAGUACCAGGGUGGCAAGAUUGUCAAAUAUUGGAUUGCAUCGAACUCGUGGGGAAGUUGGUGGGGCGAAAACGGAUACUUCCGGAUACUGAAGGGCGUUGACGAGUGCGAGAUCGAAGAUUUCGUCAUUGCCGCGUGGGCGGACAUCGACGACUUUGACGUGACCGGGAAUCCGCUGGGAUAUGACGUGUUCCUGUUGAAUGGUCCAAAGUCAAAUUCCGUUUGAAUGAGCGCCGUGGAACGAAUAACGAACAUAUAACCUGAUCGCGGUCUGAACCAGAUAAUUGGAAACAAAUUCUACUCCACAGCAUCUACAAUCAUGGUGGACCACAAACAUGAAUAUACCUACAUAUAUAUACACGUACGAUGGACAAAAGUAGACAAAAAAAAUAAAUUUAAAAAAAAACAUUUUAUAAACGAACUUCGUUCGGUAUUUAUAAUCGCUACUUAUAUAAUAAUAUAUAUAUAUGUAUAUUGGAUUACCAUAUUUUAAAACAUACCGAUUUGUCCACAAAGUUAUUUACACUUUAACCGAGUCGCACCAAAAUAUGACUGACCAUCUCAAACUCAAAGUUUCGAACCCAACACUUUCUUGUCUUACAAAAAAAAUAUAAAAAAACAUUGGAUCACCGUGACCAAUCCACCCUAGGAGGAUUGCCCACUCUGCAGGUCCGAUAAUAUGUCCACGAAGACGAUGUCUAUUUAGGAUUCAUGAAAGCAUUUAUUGAUUAAUAAUAUAAUUAGUUAGACAAUUCCCAGUAUUGUUUCUUAAAACUAUGGUAAUUCACUAGAGGGCAUCAUUAAAUUAUAUUUACUUAUAACAAAUAGUACCUACUAUAUAUCUAUUCUUUAUAUGUUAACCGUUAAGAUAAAAGCCAAAUGGAAAAAUGUGUUAUACAAAUAUCAAAAUAACAAGCACCAGAAUUCAAUAUAGAAUCUAGAUUGUAUUUACUGCAACGCCACUAACUCUCCAGAAAUUAACUUUGGGGAAAAUAGGUAAAAGAAUUACGUGGAAAUUCUUUGAGCAUAAUUGGAUGAAAAUGAAAAUAGAAGGUACUCCAUGUAAAUUGUACAUUGCGUGAUUAAUAAAAUGAUUAUUUUUUAAAUUUUAACGUAAGAACUGCUUGUCCUACGAUCUUAGGUCAAAGAUAUACAUUUUCUUAAUAGGAUAUUUGUCGUUAAGCAUAUGCUAAAAAAAGUAAAAAUAAUCAGACCACGGAAGAACACGUUCAAAUGAAAUCUGUCAAAGUUAAAAAUGUAUGAAAGGACAUGCAUUUUCAUAUUUUGUUUGAAUCAAUUAACUAUUUUAAAUUUUGUUCAUAUUUUUGAUAACUUGAUCUCUACUUUGGAAGUUAAUUUUGCUUCACAUACGUUCUGUUUAAUUAAUAAAUAUGUAUUAGAAUUUUUUUUUGUCUGAAUUAUUUUAAAAAUAUUUAUUAUUUUGGAUUCAUUAUAAUUAAUAACACUACAUUUCAUGUUGAUAUUAAAUUAAGUUUAAUUAUAUCUAGUAAAAUUUAAGUUAAAAAUGUCCAUUGUUCUAUUGUUUAUGUCCAAAUUUAUUCAUAUUAAUCUGAGCCUAAUCAAUAUAAUUGUAAGAAAACACAUUUUUUUUGUUUUUGACAAACUUAUAAUGUGGAAUGCAAUGCCGUAAAGGAUUAAUUAAGAAUACUAAGUGAGAAAUAUAAAUUUGUAAUUUUAAUACAAAUUAAAUUAAAAUUUUAACACAA
Messenger RNA from Acyrthosiphon pisum (pea aphid), 3360 nucleotides. It is a transcript of the gene Swim, whose product is annotated as Secreted Wg-interacting molecule. The record is from RefSeq and is a predicted model, not a curated record. The transcript has 8 exons. Gene Ontology annotation, biological process: proteolysis. Lineage: Eukaryota; Metazoa; Arthropoda; Insecta; Hemiptera; Aphididae. Gene Ontology annotation, molecular function: cysteine-type peptidase activity. The coding region runs from base 468 to 1859 and encodes 463 amino acids.